Penicillium concentricum is the source of this 1092-nucleotide messenger RNA. RefSeq names its product terpene synthase family protein. The record is from RefSeq and is a predicted model, not a curated record. The transcript is spliced from 3 exons. NCBI's taxonomy places the organism in Eukaryota, Fungi, Ascomycota, Eurotiomycetes, Eurotiales, Aspergillaceae. Bases 1 to 1092 code for a protein of 363 amino acids.
AUGUUGCAGAUUGAUGGGUUGUGUGAAUAUGAGAUAACGGAAACAAACCCCCAAAUUCAACAACACAAUGUUAUGCUAAAGAACAACGAUGGAUCACUUGGGUUGGACAUACCCUAUCAUGGUCUAGUCAGCAUCCCACUCGACGCAGAUGUAUCCACUAGAGAUAGAUACCCCCCAGAGUCCUUAAAGGGUGUGUUGAGUGUUCAUAGAAGUUUCAGAAUCGCAAUACAGGCAUACACCCAAAAGCAAAUCGAAGAUCCGCUCGAGCAAGCAGUCCGCGAAGUCAAAGUCAUUAGCCUCCUUUUCCCAAAUGUUCGAGCUGAACAUCUGCGGAUCUGUAUGGCUGCGUGGAUUUGUAUACUAUGCACUGUUGAUGAUUUACUCGAGUCGAUGAGGCCCUAUGAAGCACAGAUUGCUAUCCAGACAACCAUCUCUAUUUUGCAGGGCAACGAGAAAAACAAUGAAUGGAUCUGCGAGGUUUCUUCUAAGGGCGAUGUUUGCUCUCUCAUGUCAUUAUUUCAGAAGCACUGUUGCCAGUAUCUCUCAGAUGCAGCGGCAAAAGAUUUCUUUUGCGAAAUCUGCACUGUGUUCUAUGGCUUCAUACAGGAGAUCAAGUUUCAACAGGGCUACUUGAAACGCGAUAUGCAAAACUACAUGGAGAUUCGAACACGAACAAUCGGAAUUGCACCUUACUUCAGCCUUAUCAGGAGCGAGGUUUUUUCUCCAGAUUAUUAUCCAGACAAUAUUAUGGUUAUGCAGAAAGCGAUAAAUGUUGCAGCGGGUCUUCAAAACGACCUUCUUGGGUUAGAAAGAGACAUGGACGAAAAAGAGUCAAUGAAUGCUGUGCUUGUCGGUAUGGAGGAGCCUAUGAAAAAGGAGGAAACGGAGACACAAAAGCUCGCCGAUGCUAUUACAGCUGUUUGUGCAUUGCAUAACGUCAGUAUUUCGGAGGUGGCACAUAUACAUCAGAGGAUCCUGCAGGGAGCUAGAGAGGAAUCAGAAAUCAUUGUUGCAAACUCUCAGCUCCUCUUCACCGAGACCCAUUUCAAAUGGUGCACGACAGCCAAGAGGUAUAGAACGCAAGUAGAAUAG